UGUUUGUUGCAGCGGUGCGUUUGAAGUUUUUUUUAGCGUGCAACAAAUUGUUUACCUUAGCCAGUAGUGUACGCAGAGGAGGCGCAGUUCAUUAGCUCGAGUCGCCAUUAGUCUUCGCCCCAGUCAGAAUGUCGGGAACUAUACUCGAGAACUUGAGCGGACGGAAACUGUCCAUAUUGGUGGGCAGCCUGCUGCUGUGUCAAGUGCUGUGCUUCCUUCUGGGUGGGCUGUACGCGCCCGUGCCCGCCGGCCAUACUAACGUGCUUGGCUCGCUGUGCAGGGAAAACCAUGCGCGCCAGAACGACACCAGCUUCUUUUUGUACUCGCGUGGCGAAGGAUCCUGCACCCAGGUUACCCGCGAGGAAGUGGAACAGGACUCGAUGAAGCUGGCCAACCAGAUUGUGCAUGUCUUCCAGAUGCCCCUUCCGCGCGACAGUCGUGUGCUGGACUACUCGCGCUGGCAACAGAACCUCAUUGGCGUGCUGCAAGUGGAAUUCGGAUAUGACUCCUCCUCGGAGCUGCGCGAACCCCCCAAGGAGCUACAGUUGACGAUCGACAUGCGCCUGGCCUACCGGAACAAGGGGGAUCCCGACCACGCGUGGAAGCUGUACGCGCAUGGCGUUGAACAUCGUUAUCUUGAUUGCGUUGCCGCCCAUAUCGGAAGCUCGGAGACGCUCUACACCUGCGACAUGAUACCUCUUUUUGAGCUUGGGGCCCUUCAUCACAGUUUCUAUCUACUGAAUCUACGCUUCCCGCUGGACACGCCCAAGCAAAUGAACCUCCAGUUUGGGCACAUGCACGACCUCACGCUGACUGCAAUCCACCAGAACGGUGGCUUCACCCACGUCUGGCUCAUGCUGAAAACCCUGCUCUUUCCCUUUGUGGUGGGCAUCAUGGUCUGGUUCUGGCGCAGGGUUCAUCUGCUGCAGAGAUCACCGGCCCUGCUGGAGUACAUGCUCCUCUACCUCGGCGGAGCCCUGACGUUCCUCAAUUUGCCCUUGGAGUACCUGUCGCUCACCAUUGAGAUGCCCUACAUGCUUCUCUUGAGCGACAUUCGCCAGGGCAUCUUCUAUGCCAUGUUGCUCUCGUUCUGGCUGGUAUUUGCUGGGGAACACAUGCUGAUCCAAGAUUCCCACAACAAAUCGACCAUUCGGUCGCGCUACUGGAAGCAUCUCUCCGCCGUCGUAGUCGGAUGCAUCUCUCUGUUUGUCUUCGACAUUUCCGAACGAGGAGUGCAGUUGCGCAAUCCAUUUUACUCCAUCUGGACGACCCCGCUGGGGGCCAAAGUGGCCAUGAGCUUUAUACUUCUGGCGGGAGUUUCGGCGGCCGUAUACUUCCUGUUUCUCUGCUACAUGAUCUCGAAGGUCUUCAAGAACAUUGGUGACAAGCGCACUUCGCUGCCGUCAAUGUCACAGGCGCGUCGCCUGCACUAUGAGGGACUCAUCUACCGCUUCAAAUUCCUCAUGCUGGCCACACUUCUCUGCGCCGCUCUAACCGUGACCGGCUUUAUCAUGGGCCAGAUGGCCGAGGGCCAGUGGAAAUGGAAUGAUGACGUUGAGAUUCAGCUGACUUCGGCCUUCUUAACCGGCGUAUACGGCAUGUGGAACAUCUACAUUUUUGCCCUGCUCAUCCUGUACGCUCCCAGCCACAAACAGUGGCCCACAAUGCACCACAGUGACGAGACCACGCAGUCGAAUGAAAAUAUCGUGGCCUCAGCGGCCAGCGAGGAAAUCGAGUUCAGCAACCUGCCCUCCGACUCCAACCCCAGUGAGAUAUCCUCCCUCACCUCCUUCACCCGCAAGGUGGCCUUUGAAUAGGGGGUCGCAGCCGCG
This is a messenger RNA of Drosophila persimilis, 1832 nucleotides long. It is a transcript of the gene wls, whose product is annotated as protein wntless. The coding region runs from base 129 to 1817 and encodes 562 amino acids. NCBI's taxonomy places the organism in Eukaryota, Metazoa, Arthropoda, Insecta, Diptera, Drosophilidae. Gene Ontology annotation, cellular component: endomembrane system; organelle membrane. The transcript is spliced from 2 exons. The record is from RefSeq and is a predicted model, not a curated record. Gene Ontology annotation, biological process: Wnt protein secretion; intracellular protein transport; Wnt signaling pathway. Gene Ontology annotation, molecular function: Wnt-protein binding.